Messenger RNA from Hypanus sabinus (Atlantic stingray), 174 nucleotides. Its product is annotated as acanthoscurrin-2-like. The record is from RefSeq and is a predicted model, not a curated record. The transcript is spliced from 3 exons. NCBI's taxonomy places the organism in Eukaryota, Metazoa, Chordata, Chondrichthyes, Myliobatiformes, Dasyatidae. The annotation marks the transcript as partial.
GGAGGUGUUGGUGUAGGAGGUGAUGGUGUAGGAGGAGGUGGUGUAGUUGGUGGUACAGGAGGUGAUGGUGUUGGAGGUGAUGGUGUAGGAGGUGGUGGAGCAGGAGGUGGUGGUGUAAGAGAUGACUGUGAGGUGAUGGUGCAGGAGGACAUGGUGCAGGAAAUGGUUGUGUAA